GGUCUCGAUCAGUUGGCGGUUUGCACUUGCGCGUUGCGGACGUCUCGCUCUACUCGCCGCUUCGAUCUCCCCUCUCGCACACACUCUCCAAACACCUCGAUCCGGAUCCGGGAUUAGCUCGUCCGUACACGUAUCCAAAGUGAAGAUGUUGCGGCUGAGUCUGCUGGCCGUGCUGCUGGUGGCAGCUGGUGUAAAUGGCCAGGGAAAGGAGAAGGAGGAGUUCCAGUGCCCCUCGCAUAUUGCCAAUGGUAACUACGCCGAUCCGGCGACCUGUCGUCGUUUUUACCAGUGCGUCGACGGAUAUCCGUAUUUGAACCGCUGUCCAUCCGGACUUUUCUUCGAUGACGUGCAGAAGUUCUGCACAUUCAAGGAUGAGGCCAAGUGCGGUCCUCUACCAACAACACCCGCCCCUGCCACGGAUGCGCCGGCAGACACCGCCCAGCGCUGCAACACGGAGGACUGCGCCCUGCCCUACUGCUUCUGCUCCAAGGACGGCACCCAGAUCCCCGGCGACCUGGAGCCCGAAAAGAUCCCCCAAAUCAUUAUGCUGACCUUCGAUGGCGCCGUGAAUCUGAAUAACUACCAGCAUUACCUGAAGAUUUUCGACGGCAAGCGCAAGAAUCCCAACGGCUGUCUGAUUCGGGGCACCUUCUUCAUGUCGCACGAGUACAGCAACUACCAGCAGAUCCAGCACCUGGGAUACUACGGACACGAAAUCGGCACCGAGAGCAUCUCCCAGCAGCAGGGACUCCAGGACAAGGGCUACGAGGAGUGGGUCGGCGAGAUGAUUGGCAUGCGUGAAAUCCUGCGACACUUCGCCAAUGUGUCCGUCAACGAUGUGGUCGGCAUGCGAGCUCCAUUCCUCAAACCCGGCCGCAACACCCAAUACAAGGUGCUGGAGGACUUUGGCUACAUCUACGACAGCUCGAUCACCGUUCCGCCGGUGCCGGUGCCAGUGUGGCCGUACACGCUCGACUACAAAAUCUCGCACGAGUGCAAGAGCGGCACCUGUCCGUCGCGCACCUUCCCCGGCGUGUGGGAGGUGCCCCUGAACACGCACUACGUGGAGGGUUACGAGGGGGGCCACUGCCCCUACCUCGACCAGUGCGUGCUGCACAACCUCGACGAGGAGGAGGUCCUCCAGUGGCUGCAGGAGGACUUCUCGCGCUACUACGAGCAGAACAAGGCGCCCUACAUGAUGCCCUUCCACACCAACUGGUUCCAGACCAAGCCCCUGGAGAACGGCCUGCACAAGUUCCUUGACUGGGCCUUAGAACUACCCGACGUCUACAUCCUGACCGUCACCCAGAUGCUGCAGUACAUGACCGAUCCGAAGGAGCUGCGCGACGUCGGACAAAUCGAGGCCUGGAAGUGCGACAAGAGCGUGGCGGUGGCCCCCAAGCCCUGCAACAUCUGGCAGACGUGCGCGCUGCCCUUCAAGAUUCCGGAGCAGAACCUCACGGACACGCGCUACAUGGAGACCUGCCGCGAGUGCCCCAACGUCUAUCCCUGGCUGGGCGACGCCGGCGGCACGGGAAUCGCCGGUCGGGACAACUACAUCUUCAACGCUGAUCCCGAACCCGUUGACGAUGGAAAGGAGUAGAGGGAGCGGGAUCCAGGGAUCUGCCACUUUUUCUGCCUUUUUUUAACCCACUCCGAUUCUUAGCCCGCUUCUUACUAUUAGUAUUUCCUCUCCUGUCUUUUCCCGUCGCGAGCUCAGCAACUUCUAACGCAUGUGCCAGUCAUCGCGAUGCAAUAAUGAGCUGCCCCUUUUCCCCUUCUUGUUUGCAACCUCCUUCUUGAUUUUUCUCAUUGUCCUGUCUCUCCUGUCUCCUGUCUCCUGUCUCCUUUCUCCUGUCCUGUCUUCCAAGUUUGCCGCUCCCCUAAUAGUUCUUAAGCGAAAUUGUGUCAAAUUGUUCUUAGUUUUUAAGCGACAAAAUGUUUGUAAGAAGAGUGUUUUUGUUUAAAUAAAUUGACUAUUUUUCUA
Drosophila ficusphila is the source of this 1987-nucleotide messenger RNA. It is a transcript of the gene Cda4, whose product is annotated as chitin deacetylase 1. The transcript is spliced from 8 exons. Bases 146 to 1603 code for a protein of 485 amino acids. Gene Ontology annotation, cellular component: extracellular region. Gene Ontology annotation, molecular function: chitin binding. Gene Ontology annotation, biological process: carbohydrate metabolic process. The record is from RefSeq and is a predicted model, not a curated record. NCBI's taxonomy places the organism in Eukaryota, Metazoa, Arthropoda, Insecta, Diptera, Drosophilidae.